Messenger RNA from Lathyrus sativus (Indian pea), 1767 nucleotides. NCBI's taxonomy places the organism in Eukaryota, Viridiplantae, Streptophyta, Magnoliopsida, Fabales, Fabaceae. The record is from the annotation of a GenBank genome assembly.
AUGGCAAGUGUUCUAGGUAAUGCUUCAACCAUUGUUACUUCUUGUGCAUUCAGGAAUGAGCCACAACUUUGUAGCAAAUUCACUGCAAGCACUUGCUCCACUACUCUGUGGCUUUCUUGCAUUGGCCUCCAUGGAAACAAGGGUAGAAAACAUUUUCAGAUCAGAUCCUCAAAUGGGCAUCCUCUGAAUGCUAUUUCUUCUCAUGAUGGUUUAAUUGGAAGUUCAUUGGCCAAAGAAGAUGGCCAGCCUCAACAAGUUGAAGAGUCAUUUUCCUUUUCAGACUCUGAAACUACAGGAUCAAACCUUAGUAUAACUGUUGUUGGAGCUUCUGGAGACCUUGCCAAAAAGAAGAUUUUUCCAGCACUCUUUGCUCUUUUUUAUGAAGAUUGCCUACCUGAGAAUUUUAUUGUGUUUGGAUAUGCUCGGACUAAAAUGACCGACGAAGAGUUAAGGAACAUGAUUAGCCAGACUUUAACAUGCAGAAUUGACAAGAGGGCAAAUUGUGCAGAUAAAAUGGAUCAAUUCUUGAAAAGAUGCUUUUACCAUUCUGGUCUGUACAAUUCUGAGGACCACUUUCUAGAUUUGGAUGCCAAGCUGAAAGAGAAAGAGGGUGGAAGAGCUUCAAACAGGUUGUUUUAUUUGUCAAUACCUCCAAACAUAUUUGUGGAUGUGGUGAGAUGUGCUAGCCUCAAAGCCUCUUCAAAAAGUGGCUGGACAAGGGUUAUUGUUGAAAAGCCAUUUGGCCGUGAUUCAGAAUCAUCUGGCGAACUAACAAGAAGUUUGAAGCAGUACCUCACUGAAGACCAAAUAUUCAGGAUUGACCAUUACUUAGGUAAGGAGCUUGUGGAGAAUCUCUCUGUACUUCGUUUUUCAAAUCUUGUUUUUGAGCCUCUAUGGUCCCGGGAUUACAUUCGCAAUGUACAGGUGAUAUUUUCUGAAGAUUUUGGAACAGAAGGAAGAGGGGGUUAUUUUGAUAACUAUGGGAUCAUUCGUGAUAUAAUGCAAAAUCACCUUGUGCAAAUACUAGCACUGUUUGCAAUGGAACCACCUGUCAGCUUGGAUGCUGAGGACAUCAGAAAUGAAAAGGUGAAGGUUCUGAGAUCGAUGAAACCAAUACUGCUUGAAGAUGUUGUAGUUGGUCAAUAUAAGGGCCACAGCAAGGGUGGUAGAUCACAUCCGGCUUAUAUAGAUGACCCGACUGUUCCAAAGGGUAGUCUUACUCCAACAUUUGCUGCAGCUGCUCUUUUUAUUGGUAAUGCCAGAUGGGAUGGAGUUCCUUUUCUCAUGAAAGCUGGCAAAGCUCUUCAUACUAAACGUGCAGAAAUCAGAGUACAAUUCAGACACGUCCCGGGUAACUUGUACAAGCGGAACUUUGGAACUGACCUGGACAAAGCUACAAAUGAGCUUGUGCUUCGUGUACAACCUGAUGAAGCUAUAUAUUUGAAGAUCAACAACAAAGUUCCUGGUCUCGGAAUGAGAUUAGACAGAAGUGAUCUGAAUUUGCUUUACAGUUCAAGGUAUCCAAGAGAAAUACCAGAUGCAUAUGAAAGGUUACUUUUAGAUGCUAUUGAAGGCGAACGAAGGCUGUUCAUCAGAAGCGAUGAACUUGACGCAGCUUGGGCACUAUUCACUCCUUUGCUAAAAGAAAUUGAAAACAAGAAGAUUGCUCCAGAGCUCUAUCCUUAUGGUAGCAGAGGACCAGUUGGAGCACAUUACCUAGCAGCAAGGCACAAUGUAAGAUGGGGAGAUCUUGGUGGCAAUGACUGA